Colias croceus (clouded yellow) is the source of this 1984-nucleotide messenger RNA. It is a transcript of the gene yip2, whose product is annotated as 3-ketoacyl-CoA thiolase, mitochondrial-like. Gene Ontology annotation, biological process: fatty acid beta-oxidation. The record is from RefSeq and is a predicted model, not a curated record. Gene Ontology annotation, molecular function: acetyl-CoA C-acetyltransferase activity. The transcript has 8 exons. Lineage: Eukaryota; Metazoa; Arthropoda; Insecta; Lepidoptera; Pieridae. Bases 129 to 1319 code for a protein of 396 amino acids.
CUGACGUCUGUACUCUGUGGUUCAGUACCUGAGAUUUACCUGCUGUGUACUCGCCGCUCGGUGCUAGAAAUAUUUUUAAAACUUUUUUUACAGUUUAAUAUUAUUUUACUUAGAUAUUACAAUAGAAGAUGUCUGUAUCUGUAAAAGGAAUCUUCAUUGUCGGUGCUAAGCGCACCCCAUUUGGCACGUUCGGUGGAGUGUUCCGGAACACAUCAGCAACAGAGCUGCAGACCCUUGCUGCUACUGCUGCUCUGAAGGAGGCCGGUGUGGCUCCAACACAGGUUGACUCUGUGGUCGUUGGGCAGGUUAUGUCGGCAACACAAACAGACGGUAUCUACACACCACGUCAUGCGGCGCUCAAAGCAGGCAUCCCACAGGAUCGGCCAGCGUUGGGCAUUAACAGGCUCUGUGGGUCCGGCUUUCAGUCUGUUGUUAAUAGCGCUCAGGACAUUCUAACCGGCGCUGCGAACAUUUCCCUAGCCGGAGGGGUCGAGAACAUGUCCCAAGCCCCUUUCACAGUCCGAGGGGUCAGGUUCGGAACAGUUCUGGGUGCCAGCCACGUGUUCGAAGACAGUCUGUGGUCUGGUCUGACAGACUCCUUCUGUGGUCUCCCCAUGGGAAUGACGGCGGAGAAGUUGGGAGCCCAGUUUGGAAUUACCAGGGAUGAGGUGGAUGCUUUUGCCCUCAAGUCGCAGCAAAGAUGGAAGACAGCGAACGACGCCGGAAUAUUCAAGUCGGAAAUCGAACCCGUGACCCUGACCAUCAAGAAGAAGGAAGUAAAGGUGGAGGUAGAUGAGCACCCUCGGCCGCAGACCACCAUCGAGAGCUUGAAGAAAUUACCCCCCGUGUUCAAGAAGGAGGGGCUGGUCACUGCUGGGUCUGCUUCGGGCAUCAGCGACGGGGCCGGGGCCAUCAUACUAGCGAGCGAAUCAGCGGCCAAGGGGUUGAAACCCCUCGCGAGGCUCGUGGGCUGGUCCUACGUGGGGGUCGACCCCAGCAUCAUGGGCAUCGGACCUGUUCCAGCCAUCGAGAAUCUGCUGAAAGCUACCAAGAUGACCUUGAAUGAUAUUGAUCUUAUUGAGAUAAACGAAGCGUUCGUGGCCCAAACGCUCUCUUGCGCGAAGGCCCUGAAGCUAGACAUGGAGAAACUGAACGUAAACGGCGGGGCCACAGCCCUGGGGCACCCGCUCGGGGCCUCGGGCUCCAGGAUCACUGCGCACUUGGUACAUGAGCUCAGACGUCGUGGAUUAAAGCGUGGUAUCGGCUCAGCUUGCAUCGGCGGAGGACAAGGCAUUGCCCUCAUGAUCGAAACUGUUUAAAUAAAUAAUUAAAUGCAUAUUGUAAUAUACCCUGAAAUCAAGAAAUUAAAUCAUUUUUUUAUACUUUACUAUAUUUUUGUAACGUUGAAAAUUCAAAUAUGAUUUUUUUACGAAUUGAUAACAAAAUUUAUAUGAAAUAAUAUUUUUUGUUGUGACGACUGUAAAUUAUUUAUUUGUAAAUUGGUUUGAAAUUGUUAUUUUUUUAUAUAAUUUUGUAUCAUCAGCUUUGAAGUGAUUUUAUAUUUAUCAUCUAUAUUGAGAAUGCGUGGAUCGCGUGUAUGGCAUAACAGAAAUCAACCAGUUUAGAAAAUAUGCUAAAAUUUUAUAAUAAUAUGUCUAAGAUCAUAUUAUUAAAUAAAAUGUAUGCAAUAUGGUGUAAGAGUUUGGCAGACUUUCCCGCGUUAGUUCAUAAAUGUGAGCUUAAUAAGAAAUAAUUUUAUUUUUUAAGUCAUUUUGUAAGAGAAAAUAGGAAAUAAACGUGUAAAGUUGAUUAAAAUAGUCAUUUUAUAAUAUUUAUUAUACACAAUAUACUUUACGGUAUACACUAAAACCUUUUAUUAUAACUGUAAGUGUUUUUACAAUUGUUGUUAGAAAGUAUUCUUUAUGAAGCCUACCUGUAUAUUUUGUAAUACCUCUAUUUUUGAAAAUAAAAUAUUUUUAUUAUA